CCCCUGUCAAUUUAAUCUUCCUCCACCAUUUCCCAGUCUCGAGGAAUCAUGCUCGUCGACGGUGUUGACAGAGACUGGGCCCUCGAGAUAUUCAGGGAAAGUCUAAGGACAUCUCAUCCUUCUCUUGUCCUAGAUCAAAAUCAAGAUGAUAUAUCUAUUUUGAUUAGCGAUAAAUCCGGCCGACACAUCCCGUCCGAUCCCGAGAGUCUUCAAUACCUACGAGACCUGAUUGCUUCCAUCCUCGACGGCCGUACCAUCGUUGGCACUUACAAUAUCGUUCUGUUAGUCGUACUUGCAUUGUUUGCUUUAUCCCAUCUCAGCGAAAGGAUAAAAGAGAAGUCCAAAUGGAGAAUAAUCGAGCAUGACUCUACAAAUUCAGAAUGUCUGAGAAAGAUAUCCGAUAAUUCCGAAAUCGCAAAUGAGAGCGAGGCCGAAUCCUCUUCUAGUAGUACUCUAGAAGGCUCUCUUUCAUCGCAUCUUAUACUCAAAACAACCGAUGAAGAUGUAGAGAGGCAACCUCUUCUCGGAACCCAGCGAAAGUCAUAUCCAGCAAAUUCAAGCAGCCGUUGGUUGAACACAAUAUGGUCUUUAUUGAUGUACCAACCCCGACCGAUCCCAUUCAUCAAUCGGACUCUACCAUCAAAUGGAACAUCCCUCUUCGUCUUAGCCUUCCUCGGCCUCAACGUCUUUUAUCAAUUCUAUAAACUUCCUCUAGAGUUGAGAUUCUUCUUUUCAUUUGCCGAUAGAGCCGGUAUUAUUUUCAUCGUUAAUCUCCCUCUUCUUUAUCUUCUUGCCGCCAAGAACCAGCCAAUCAAAUUACUCACCGGGCACUCAUAUGAAGCUCUCAUCAUCUACCAUCGCCGCGUCGGCGAAUUACUGUGUUUUGAAGCAUUUGUACAUUUCGCAGGUAUGCUGGUCUGGAGACUCUGGAUUUCGCCUCCAUGGCUAGCGACCAACAGCUUUUAUAGCUAUAUCACACACCCACUAAUCCUGCUUGGGAUCGGCGCGUUUGUCGCCUAUGAAUUGCUGUACUUCACGUCCCUUGGAAGUUUUCGCGAGAGAUGGUACGAGAUUUUCCUAGCUUCUCAUGUCGUAUUACAAAUCGCAGCGUUAGCGUUCCUCUGGCUGCAUUUCUUCACCAGUCGACCAUAUGUGUUCGCAUCCUUGGUUAUUUUUCUUGUUGAUAGACUUGUCUGGCGAUUGUGGAUGAAGUCAGAUAAAUUCACAGCGGAUAUUACGAUACUAGAUGAUGAAGAAACAUUUCUCCUUUCCGCGGAUUGGGAUAUACCCCCUUUAAAACGCCGUAUGUGUGGAGGUCCUUCUCGUCAGAGUAUUCGGCACGGCUGGCAUCCGGCCGACCAUGUAUUUAUUUCGGUCCCCGUCCUUGGUCGCAGUUACUCGCUUCAAGCUCACCCGUUUACGAUCGCUUCUGCCGCUCCUUUAGCCGACAAUGGGCAAUUAUCGAAUCAUGCUUGGUUAAGCUUACUGAUCCGAGUGCAAUCUGGCUUUACUUCCAGUCUUUUAGACCAUGCUCGCAUAAAUUCCAGGGUGACGGUCCGCUUAGACGGCCCAUACGGAUCCCAAGAUCCUCUCAAUAUGCUAAGAUCAUGCGAAAAUGCCGUUCUCAUCGCUGGAGGGUCUGGAAUUGCCGUCGUCUUCCCUAUGGCGUGGAGUCUGGCUACGAAUCAUCGCGGACAGAGGUCGGUCCAUCUUAUCUGGGUGAUACACUCACGAACUCAACGUUCUUGGAUACCAGAAGAGAGGAUCGAUGAGUUGCGAGAGUCCGGGGUACACGUAACCAUCCCAGAACCAACUAAUGAGGCCGGUAGGCCUGACAUCCCCGGCCUCAUCACCGAUUUAGUUGCUACCUCAGAAGGGAGAGUAGGAUUUGUAGUUUCAGGACCCGACGGCCUCAAUAGGACCUCACGGAAUGCUUGUGCAGAGGCCGUCAAGUCGGGAGCUGAUAUUCAACUUCGAGUUGAGAAAUUUGGCUGGUAAGGGAUCGGAUAGGCGUUUUGUAUUUUUUGGGUAUUAUGAAGAAUGCAUUAUGACACAAGAUGUAGGUACCAGGAUACAACAAGCAAGGUGUAACAUGGCGUCGAGCCUAGAGGAUGAUAAAGACACGGCUCACUUAUAGAGGUUCUACACGUUAGAGGAUUCUGGACAGAUCAGACACGCAAUGGAUGGGUAUGAUAUUAACAAGGCAGGUAUAAUACUACAUGAUACUGAAUAUGGA
Annulohypoxylon maeteangense is the source of this 2236-nucleotide messenger RNA. RefSeq lists its product as uncharacterized. The transcript has a single exon. Gene Ontology annotation, molecular function: ferric-chelate reductase activity. Gene Ontology annotation, cellular component: plasma membrane. Lineage: Eukaryota; Fungi; Ascomycota; Sordariomycetes; Xylariales; Hypoxylaceae. The record is from RefSeq and is a predicted model, not a curated record. The coding region runs from base 49 to 1998 and encodes 649 amino acids. Gene Ontology annotation, biological process: intracellular iron ion homeostasis; iron ion transport; copper ion import.